Molecule: messenger RNA, 555 nt
Organism: Zingiber officinale
Lineage: Eukaryota; Viridiplantae; Streptophyta; Magnoliopsida; Zingiberales; Zingiberaceae
Exons: 4
Coding region: 1-555 (184 amino acids)
Source: RefSeq, a predicted model, not a curated record
AUGAAGGACCUAAAACUGGUUGGUCUUAAAUCACAUGACUGCCACACCUUAAUGCAACAGUUGCUUCCAAUUGCCGUCCGUGGUGUUCUGCCCAAGCAUGUCAAAAAUGCUAUCACAAGAAAAAAAGUGAACUACAAAGUCAAAGAAGCAAGGCAAACUUAUACCCUCACCGUCUUUCUCAAAAAGGAUAUGCGGUCCAGUGUUUUAUGUGAUGACGAUGUGAUAAACAGAGCCAUCCUCUGGAAGAGAGGGCGACUCAACAAAGCAGGGGAAUUUGUUGGUGAUGAGUUGAAGCAAACAGUGAAUAAGAUUGAUGAUUAUAUUGUCCAAAAGAAGGAUGGUAAGCUGUCCUUUACCAAACCAUUUAAAGAUAUUCUCAUGAAGGCCUUGAAUUCUAACGAACAUGGUGGACGUGUGAGAGGCAUAGGAGCAAAUGUCACUCCAUCAUCCUUCUUCAAGGUUGCUAGAGGGAAGGUGCAAAUUGAUAAGGAUGCCUAUGAUAGGCAACAUAAAGAGUUUAAGGAGGCAAAAGCUAUGCUUUUUGAGCAAGGUUAA